Molecule: messenger RNA, 1715 nt
Organism: Orycteropus afer afer
Lineage: Eukaryota; Metazoa; Chordata; Mammalia; Tubulidentata; Orycteropodidae
Gene: SLC2A10
Product: solute carrier family 2 member 10
Biological process (GO): transmembrane transport
Cellular component (GO): membrane
Molecular function (GO): transmembrane transporter activity
Source: RefSeq, a predicted model, not a curated record
GGAAAGUUUGUCCGGCCGCCUAGGCAGGGACUCCGGCCCCGGGGAUGCGCGCCCGGCCUCCAGCGCCCCCAACGCGCCUGAGAGUCCCGCUCGCCAUGGGCAACUCCCCACCUGUCCUGCCCCUGUGUGCCUCUGUGUCUUUGCUGGGUGGCCUGACUUUUGGUUAUGAACUGGCUGUCAUAUCGGGUGCCCUGUUGCCACUAAAGCUUGACUUUGGGCUAAGCUGCUUGGAGCAGGAGCUCCUAGUGGGCAGCCUGCUCCUGGGGGCCCUCCUUGCCUCCCUUGUAGGGGGCUUCAUCAUUGACCGCUACGGCAGGAAACAAGCCAUCCUUGGGAGCAACGUGGUGCUAUUGGCAGGCAGCCUGAGCCUGGGCCUGACUGGCUCCCUCGCCUGGCUGGUGCUGGGCCGCUCAGCGGCUGGCUUUGCCAUCUCUCUCUCCUCCAUGGCCUGCUGUAUCUAUGUGUCAGAGCUCGUGGGGCCACGGCAGCGGGGAGUGCUGGUGUCCCUCUACGAGGCAGGCAUCACUGUGGGCAUCCUGCUCUCCUACGUGAUCAACUAUGCACUGGCCAGCACCCCCUGGGGAUGGAGGCACAUGUUUGGCUGGGCAGCUGCACCCGCCCUCCUGCAGUCCCUCAGCCUUCUCUUCCUCCCUGCGGGGGCCACUGAAACUACAGCCCAUAAGGAUCUCAUACCACUCCAGGGAGGUGAGGCCGCCAAGCUGGGCAGGCCAAAGUACUCCUUUCUGGACCUCUUCAGGGCUCGGGACAACAUGCAAAGCCGGACUGUGGUGGGGCUGGGGCUGGUGCUUUUCCAGCAGCUAACGGGGCAGCCCAACGUGCUGUCCUAUGCCUCCACCAUCUUCCACUCGGUGGGCUUCCAGGGGGGAUCCUCAGCAGUACUGGCCUCGGUGGGGCUCGGUAUGGUGAAGGUAGUGUCGACACUGACCGCCAUUGGGUUGGUGGACCGGGCAGGCCGCAGGGUUCUGUUGCUAGCUGGCUGUGCCCUCAUGGCCCUGUCGGUCAGUGGCAUAGGCCUUGUCUGCUUUGCCAUGCCCAUGGACUUGGGCCCAAGUUGCUUGGCCAUGCCCAACGCCACCAGACUGCCUGGCCUCCCAGGAGACUCCAGCCUGCCGAUGGCUUCCUCUCCACUUCCACUGCCAAGAACCCAAGAGAACCAAAGGGAACCCGUCUUGGCAACCUCUAAGAAAACCAAGUCCCAUCCUAGAGCUGAAGACCCCACGGCCGCUCCCCUGCUGACCCUGAGCGCCGCCUCCCCCGUACCCCCUUCUCCUGCCCCAGGGCACACACUGCUGCACUGGAUCACACUGGUCUGCUUGAUGGUCUUUGUGAGUGCCUUCUCCUUUGGAUUUGGACCAAUGACCUGGCUGGUUCUCAGUGAGAUCUACCCCACGGAGAUCCGAGGGAGAGCCUUUGCCUUCUGCACCAGCUUCAACUGGGCCAUCAACUUCUUCAUCAGCCUGUUCUUCCUCGAUCUCAUCAGUGCCAUUGGCUUGUCCUUGACCUUCCUGCUCUACGGGUUGACCGCUGUCCUUGGCCUGGGCUUCAUCUAUUUAUUUGUACCUGAAACAAAAGGCCAGUCAUUGGCAGAGAUAGACCAGCAGUUCCAGAAGACACGGUUCACCCUGGGCUUUGGCAGCAGGCAGAGCACAGCUGGCAUCCGGUACAGCCCCAUCGAAGUCUCCACGACCUCCUGA